Molecule: messenger RNA, 1465 nt
Organism: Rubroshorea leprosula
Lineage: Eukaryota; Viridiplantae; Streptophyta; Magnoliopsida; Malvales; Dipterocarpaceae
Source: the annotation of a GenBank genome assembly
AAUCAAAAAUAAAAACCAUCCUAAAACAUUAGCAUUCUUGAACAAGCAACAAUAUAUCAAUUCUUUCUCCUCUCUCUGGGUUCCAGGGCAACUCCCAGUUGUUGCUGUUGUCUUCAGUUAUUGUAUGGAGUUGUAAGAGCUCUCUAUUGAUCUUCUAAAUUUAACUCAAACAUUUCAAGGAGCUCCUUACACUCCAAAUUUGUUCUCUGUUGCUUUUUGUUCCAAGAUACAUUUCUUCAUAGAAAAUGGGAGAAAUGUCAGGUUUCCAGUUAGGUGUUAUUGGUGCACUGUUUCUUUCAGUGGCAUCAUCUGUCUCUAUUGUCAUCUGCAAUAAAGCUCUCAUGAGCAACCUUGGCUUCCCCUUUGCUACAACAUUGACAAGUUGGCAUCUGAUGGUAACAUUUGGCACUCUCCAUGCUGCGCUUCGAUUCAAUCUGUUUGAGAACAAGUCAAUUGACAUGAAAACUGUGAUGCUUUUUGGCAUCCUGAAUGGAGUUUCCAUUGGUCUUCUCAACUUAAGUCUAGGAUUCAACUCCAUUGGUUUCUAUCAGAUGACAAAACUUGCAAUCAUCCCAUUCACUGUAUUGUUGGAAACCCUGUUUCUAAAAAAGCAAUUCAGCCAAAAGAUAAAGUUUUCUCUGUUUCUCCUGCUUGUUGGAGUUGGCAUUGCCUCUAUCACUGAUCUCCAGCUCAAUUUGAUGGGAACAAUUCUCUCCCUCCUUGCCAUUGUCACCACCUGUGUUGGUCAAAUUCUGACAAACACAAUACAAAAGAGACUAAAUGUCUCUUCCACACAGCUGCUUUACCAGUCAGCUCCAUUCCAAGCAGCUGUUCUUUUUGUCUCAGGCCCUCUAGUAGAUCAGCUCCUCACCAAGCAAAGUGUUUUUGCUUACAAAUACUCUCCUAUAGUUCUAGCAUUCAUCAUUCUCUCGUGCUUAAUUGCUGUAUCAGUGAACUUCAGCACCUUCUUGGUUAUUGGCAAGACAUCCCCUGUUACAUACCAAGUGCUAGGCCACCUCAAGACAUGCCUUAUCCUUGCCUUUGGCUACACACUGCUGCAUGACCCUUUCACUGGGAGGAACAUCAUCGGAAUACUUGUAGCCAUAUUUGGUAUGGGCCUGUAUUCAUAUUUCUGCUCCCAAGAGAACAAGAAGAAACAAUCCCCUGAUCCAUUGUCAUCCCAGUUGAAAGAUAAGGAAGAAACACUAGUUAUUGCACAAGACAAAGAAGGCCAUGAAGUGAAGAAACCAAACAAGGACUCUCUUGUCUAAAUCAGCUGGGUCUUGUUUUGUCAAGAAGGUCUUUUACAUGUGUUUAUUAUUAAGGUGUUUUAUUUCUUCUAUAACAUUUUGUUGAGUGUAAAUGAUUUUGAUUCUUUAAAUAAACCUUAGUUUUCAAUGUUCCCCAAAUCCCCAAUUCUUGUAUUUACAAUUUAUCAGAAUUAUAGUAAAAUGUUUUUCAAUUU